Molecule: messenger RNA, 702 nt
Organism: Pseudophryne corroboree (corroboree frog)
Lineage: Eukaryota; Metazoa; Chordata; Amphibia; Anura; Myobatrachidae
Product: paraneoplastic antigen Ma1 homolog
Exons: 1
Coding region: 1-702 (233 amino acids)
Source: RefSeq, a predicted model, not a curated record
AUGUUGAUAACCAAUCAAGAAUACCUGGACUCUGAAUUGAUUCCUGUAAAAAUAUUAGUGGAAGGAGUACCCGGCAGAAGAUGGCAAAUAAUGUGGCCUAGUGAAGUUGGAGAGACCGAGGGAGAAGCUCAGGUAGCCAUUAAUGAUAAUAGAAUGGAGAGAAUUGAGGGAAAUCAUCAGAACGCGGGGGAUAGUUCUCUGUCAAGAACCAUUCCGAGUACCAAUACACGUGAAUCUGUAGAACCGCAAGUGGAGGCGGUAAUGGAUAAAAUGGUCAGCCACUUUGAACGCUGGCAUUAUGAGGGAGGAUAUAGAAGGCGCAGAGUUUUUUCUGGCAUAACGCCAGUCCCUACCGGAGAAGAAGGAUAUGACGCUUGGAGAGAAGCCGCCGUGCAACACUCUGAAGAGUGGAGGUGCCCGGAGCACAUAAAAAAACAAAGGAUUGUGGAAAGCCUGAGAGGUCCUGCCAUGGGCAUCAUCCACGCUACACGGAGAAGCAAUCCCAGCGCCACCUUGAAAGACUAUUUCAACGCCCUAGAUUAUUUUUUUGGAACUCUAGAAGACGUAGGGGAUAUCUUGUCUAGGCUAAAUCAGACCUACCAAGAGCCUGCUGAGACUCUCACUAAUUAUAUUUAUCGUCUAGAUAAGAUAUUAUAUAAAUUGAUGGACAAAGGAGGGAUUGAAGCCUCUGAGAUUGAUUAG